ACUACCUCGCUGGGACCCGCACGCCGCCUUUGGGUUGGAGCGUCCAGAAGGAAGUUCCUGAAAGGUGCUGGGAAUACUGGUAUGCCGGCUGGGGCUCGGUGCUGACAGGAAUCGAGACGAUCCUGGCUGUGGACUACACAUCUCCAACUUCGUAGCACUCAGCCCUGCUCUCCUCUUAGGACUCUGCACAUCUCCAGGAGAGGAACCAGAAAGUUGAUCAGUUCUGACAGUUCUCAAAACCAUGCCUCACUGGUUGGUAACUUUCAGGGAUGUGGCCAUCAACUUCUCUCAGGAGGAAUGGGAAUGCCUUGACCCCAUUCAGCGGGAUUUGUACAGGGAGGUCAUGGUGGAGAACUACAGCCACCUGAUCUCACUGGCUGGAUGUUCGAUCCCUAAGCCAGACGUGUUUUCCUUAUUGGAGCGAGGGAAGGAGCCCUGGAUGGUGGUGAGAGCCAUGACAAGAUGGAGCUCAGGCUCCGGACGCGCAGGCUCAGCGGCCAUGGCUCACGGCAUGUGGGAUCUUCCCGGACCAGGGCACAAACCCGUGUCCCCUGCAUCGGCAGGCGGACUCUCAACAACUGCGCCACCAGGGAAGCCCUUAUCUACCAUUUUUACCUUAGACAGUUCAUUUCUUCUUACAAACAAAAACAGCAAGAAUUUGCUUUCUUGUUAUUUUACAGACUUGGAAUACAGCUGUGAGACCAAAAGGUCAUGUCCAGAAAAGGGAACUUAUGAAAUGGAAUCACUGCAAUGGGAGAAUAUGAGGAAACCUAUAAGCCAUAACCUUGAGUGCAAUGAUCUUGGAGAAAAUACAGAGUGCAAAGGCAAGUUUGAGGAUCAACAGAGAAGUCAGGAAAGACCAUACAUGCGCAUGAAAAUUACCUGUAAAGAAGAGGCCACUCAAAGCCAUUCCAUGUCCCCUAUUCUUCAUCAGACAAAUCCUACCAAGGAAAAAUUGUACAAAUGUAAGGAAUGUAAACAAGCUUUCAGCUACUUGUCAUGCCUUAUUCAACAUGAGAAAAGUCAUAAUAAAGAAAAACACUCUGACGUUAAGAAAUGUAGGAAGAUCUUCAGCAAAAAGCCAACCUAUAUUCAACAUCAGAGGAUUCAGAAUGGUGAGAAACCUUAUGAGUGUAUGGAAUGUGGAAAGGCCUUUGGUCGUAGUUCUGAUCUGAUUCAACAUCAGAAAAUUCAUACGAAUGAGAAACCUUAUCAAUGUAAAGCAUGUGGGAAGGCCUUUAUUCGUGGUUCACAACUCACUGAACAUCAGAGAGUUCAUACAGGAGAGAAACCAUAUGAAUGUAAGAAAUGUGGAAAAGCCUUUAGUUAUUGUUCACAAUAUACACUCCAUCAGAGAAUUCAUAGUGGUGAAAAACCUUAUGAAUGUAAGGAAUGUGGGAAGGCCUUUAUUCUUGGCUCUCAGCUUACUUACCAUCAAAGAAUUCAUAGUGGUGAGAAACCCUAUGAGUGUAAGGAAUGUGGAAAGGCUUUUAUUCUUGGUUCACACCUUACUUAUCAUCAAAGAGUUCAUACUGGUGAAAAGCCUUACAGAUGUAAAGAAUGUGGGAAGGCCUUUUUAUGUGCCUCUCAACUUAAUGAACAUCAGAGAAUUCACACAGGUGAGAAACCCUAUGAAUGUAAAGAAUGUGGAAAGGCCUUUUCUCGUGUCUCACAACUUACUUAUCAUCUGAGAGUUCAUACAGGUGAGAGACCCUAUAAAUGCAAAGAAUGUGGGAAAGCCUUUAUUUCUAAUUCUAAUCUUACUCAACAUCAGAGAAUUCAUACAGGUGAGAAACCUUACAAAUGUAAGGAAUGUGGAAAGGCCUUUAUUUGUGGCAAACAACUUAGUGAACACCAUAGAAUUCAUACAGGUGAGAAACCCUUUGAAUGUAAGGAAUGUGGAAAGACCUUUAUUCGUUGUGCAUAUCUUACUCAACAUGAGAAAAUUCAUGGUGAGAAGCAUUAUGAAUGUAAGGAAUGUGGGAAGACCUUUUUUCGUACCACACAACUUACAUAUCAUCAGAGAAUUCAUACAGGUGAAAAACCCUACAAAUGUAAGGAAUGUGACAAAGCUUUUAUUUAUGGCUCACAACUUAGUGAACACCAGAGAAUUCAUAGAGGUGAAAAACCCUAUGAAUGUAAGCAAUGUGGGAAGGCCUUUAUUCGUGGCUCACACCUUACUGAACAUCUAAGAACUCAUAAUGGUGAGAAACUCUAUGAAUGUAAGGAAUGUGGGAAGGCCUUCAGUCGUGGCUCAGAACUUACUCUACAUCAAAGGAUCCAUACUGGUGAGCAACCCUAUGCAUGCAUACAGUGUGGUAAAGACUUUAGACGUCAUUCAAAACUUAUUCAACAUAUGAGGCUUCAUAAUUGAGAAAGCUUUAUAUAUGAUUUAAUAUAAGAAAGUCUUCACCCAUCUUCAGCAGCUCUGGAAUAUUAGAGAACUCAUAUUAUGUUUGUAAUGAAAUAGGACAUCCUUUUGAUUGUGUUCAAAAUCAACUCAUUUUUAGAAAGCUUAUAUUAACUUCAUGAAUGCAGAAAUAAAUGACUUCUGGAACCCAUUAAACAUUUUAAAAAAUCUCUAUAACCCUGGAAUGUAAUGCUGAAUUAUAUCCUUUAUUGAGCACCAUCUCUAUUUUAAUAUUUCCUAACUGUGAAAUUGGAUAGGUUACUUAACUUCUCUGUGCCUCCAUUUCUUUAUGUGUAAAAUACUAUAAUGGUAUAAUAAUGAUCAAAUUGUAAGUGAUUAAACACAUGUAACUCCCUUUGGACAGUA
Messenger RNA from Delphinapterus leucas (beluga whale), 2776 nucleotides. It is a transcript of the gene ZNF571, whose product is annotated as zinc finger protein 571. Gene Ontology annotation, biological process: regulation of transcription by RNA polymerase II. NCBI's taxonomy places the organism in Eukaryota, Metazoa, Chordata, Mammalia, Artiodactyla, Monodontidae. Gene Ontology annotation, cellular component: PcG protein complex; chromatin; transcription regulator complex. The record is from RefSeq and is a predicted model, not a curated record. Gene Ontology annotation, molecular function: RNA polymerase II cis-regulatory region sequence-specific DNA binding; DNA-binding transcription factor activity, RNA polymerase II-specific.